This is a messenger RNA of Gryllus bimaculatus (two-spotted cricket), 1302 nucleotides long. NCBI's taxonomy places the organism in Eukaryota, Metazoa, Arthropoda, Insecta, Orthoptera, Gryllidae. The record is from the annotation of a GenBank genome assembly.
UUUCAUUGAUACCAACGUUGCAAAGUAAUAAUAAGAAUGGUUUGAAAGAUUUAAAAUCACCUAUAUUUUCUGUAAUGUUUCCGUAAAAUGUUUACUGAAUGUACUUUGAGUGUCCACAAUAUUAAUAAUAGUGAUCACGUUGUAGCCAUUCGAUUUACUUAAGAAAAUAGUCGAGUUUUCUUCAAUGUUGAUACACCUACUCGAAACAAACAAUAUGGUUGAUGGAGAGCGCAGGUGUUUCGGGAUGUAAAUACGUGAGAAACCUGAGUAUUUCGAAGGCUCGUACUCAGAUAUUAACAAGACAGAAAAAAAACAAAACAUUUUUAUACUAAAAUCAGAGUAAGAGAAUUAAACAUUUUUCAAUAUGACGGUGGACAAACAGGAGUAUCCAAAAGCAUCUAAUGCUUUGGUAUUUGGAUCAAUGCUCACUUACAUUGCUGGCAUGUUGCUGAUGAUGUCAUUUGCCAGUCCAUAUUGGAUCCAGUCAUAUCAAGAAACUUUUUCAAAUUUUAAACAUAUGGGUUUAUGGGAGUAUUGUUUUGACCAAUUUCGAUUCCCAGCAUAUCAGUUUGACAAGACAUUUGAUGGCUGUCACUACAUUUUUAGUGAAGAAUAUUAUGUUAUACGAGAAUGGCUAUUACCAGGUUGGCUGAUGGCAGUACAGGCCUUUGUCACCUUGGCUCUGAUGCUCUCUUUUGCAUCCCAAAUAGCUUUGGCAUUAGUACUAAUUCGUUGGCCUCUACGACCAGUACUUCUGUAUCAGUGGUUUAUUGCUGGUGUGUGUGCUAUUGCAACAGUAUGUGCUGCUGCUCUUUUAUUUUUGUCUGUGGCCAUUUUUGGAGGAGAAUGCUGGCGACGUGACUGGCUAAUGUAUCCAAAUUAUAAUUAUUUGAGUUGGUCAUAUGGACUUGCAGUUAUUUCAUUUUUCUUCCAUUUAUUUGCAUCUGGCUUACUUUAUUUGGAUGCACGCAAAGGUUGGGAAUUGCGUCAGGAGAGUAAAAAUCUGGUGAUGCAGAUGUACCCACGCCCUGAUUCUCGUAAUAAUGGAUAUGUAUAAAUCAUAUUAUGAGAGACUGUAAGAAUGUGAAUCUCUUUAACAUUUAUUAAAUGUUGCUUAUUAUGAAACUGGGCAAAAUGUAUACACUUGAGGCCUAGUAGUGUUUCAUCUAUUAUUGAAGUUACAUUGCAUUUUACAUAUUUUAUAUAAUUCCGUCCAUUUUUUAAGUAUUAAGCGAACGCACUCUUUUGUAUUAUUUGGAAAAUAUAUUCAAUUAAAUUCUUUUAUCUGGGUUAUAUUUUCAC